AUCAAAGUUCUUACUUUUAUAUACUCUUUGAGUCUUUUUAGUGACGACGGAUGUGAGGGAGUGUAGUUAUGUUGUUACUAACGUAAUGUAACCCGAAUUUAAAAUUCUAUAAAAUUAAUGGUAUAGCCAUUAGUGUUUCUAAUCCAUUCCAGAAUAGUGAACUUUGUGAAAAAUGAAGAUUUGGACAUCCGAACAUACUUUCAACCAUCCUUGGGAAACGGUUGCUCAAGCAGCAUGGAGAAAAUACCCUAAUCCAAUGAACCCUGCUGUUGUAGGAAUCGAUGUUGUCGAUAGAAAGGUCGUAAAUGGCAUCUUAGUAACGCAUAGACUUGUUAGUUCGAAGUGGUUUUUUCCACGAUGGGCACAAGCGCUUAUUGGCACAGCUAAGAUAUGCUAUGCCAGCGAGAAGUCAGAAGUGAAUCCUAAUGAGCGAGAAAUGACUUUGAAGACCACAAAUCUGACAUUUUGUCGGUACAUUGCUGUUGAUGAAACGGUUAAAUACACUCCUCAUCCCUCUGAUCCUACAAAAACUCUGCUAACACAAGAAGCAGUGGUUACUGUACAAGGUGUUCCACUGAGUAGCUACAUGGAAGACCUGUUGGCAAAUAAAAUUUCGCUUAAUGCGGGAAAAGGUCGUCAAGCAAUUGAGUGGGUUAUAGGCAAGCUAGACUCGGAGAUAAAAGAAUUGGCAAAUACAGCCUGCAAAAGUACAGAUGAGCUCCUGUCACAUACUAAAAAGUCUUUAGAUGACAUUACAAUUACAGCAAGAAGAUCCAUGGAUGAUAUAUCUUCUAAAGCUAAAAAGUCUUUAGAUGAUAUAGAAAAAUUCAGACAGGCGAAUGCCAAUCAACGAAGCUGAAAAGAGGAGUGAUUUCAGCUUUUGUCAUAAGGGAAUGAUGUGUUUAUUUAAAAAUUCACUUACAUUAAGCAGGAAAGUUUCAGACUAAUAGUUUGUUUCAUCAAAGUGUAACUUUCCUUGUGCAAAAAAUUCUGCAUAGAUAAUUGCCCCUUAUGAUGAUCACAUCACAUUGAUACAGUACAACGUGUUAACUACAGUGAGGAAUGUAUUAUAUUAAUUAAUUUAUUAGAUGUAUGUAUGUAUUAGCUAAAUAAUGCCGUGUUUUAUCAAUGUGUAGUGUUAUUUUCAACUGUUGAAAGCAUUUGACAUUCAAAAUAAUUUAGUUUUAAAUUUGCAUUUUUGUUUACUAUAUAUAUCAAGAUGUAUUUCCACUACUUCACAUGUCCUUUGUGCUCAAUGUAAAGAGAAAUAAAAUUAGAUUUGUAACAUGAAGGCUUACAGCAUAAUAUUAUCCUUAGGUGAAAACUUGGAAUUUAAUUUAACUUGUAAAAAUAUACAUUUUAUACCUCUCACAAUAAUUUAAUCAUAAUAUAUUUUAUUUUGCAACAAAAAUUGUUUAAUAUUCACAAUCUUUAAUUUAAGAGCACAAAUAAAAAAUUCCACUAGACAUUUCUCAUAAUAAUAUCAUUGUAUUCUAUUUAAUAAAUUUUUGGUUACUGGCA
Melitaea cinxia (Glanville fritillary) is the source of this 1521-nucleotide messenger RNA. RefSeq names its product protein slowmo (gene slmo). The transcript is spliced from 4 exons. NCBI's taxonomy places the organism in Eukaryota, Metazoa, Arthropoda, Insecta, Lepidoptera, Nymphalidae. Bases 173 to 859 code for a protein of 228 amino acids. The record is from RefSeq and is a predicted model, not a curated record. Gene Ontology annotation, cellular component: mitochondrial intermembrane space. Gene Ontology annotation, biological process: phospholipid transport. Gene Ontology annotation, molecular function: phosphatidic acid transfer activity.